Messenger RNA from Microthlaspi erraticum, 432 nucleotides. Lineage: Eukaryota; Viridiplantae; Streptophyta; Magnoliopsida; Brassicales; Brassicaceae. The record is from the annotation of a GenBank genome assembly.
AUGGCGUUAAGAGGGAUGGUAAUAGAUGAGAGUGAUGAUAUAGAGAGCUAUAUUGAGCCAUCUCUUUGUUUGGAUAAAGCCAAGGAGCUUCUUGCACUCAUCAAUCUUCCCACAGGACUGUUGCCAUUGAAAGAUAUGACAGAAGUUGGGUACAACAAAACAAAAGGGUUUGUGUGGAUGAGGAUGAGAAGCAAGAUUGAGCAUACAUUCCGUGCGAUAGGUCGCAAAGUGGUAUAUGAUACGGAGAUAACUGCGUUUGUUGAGGACCGGAGGAUGAGGAGACUUACCGGAGUCAAAAGCAAGGAGCUCAUGAUCUGGGUUCCUGUGAAUGAUAUCUUCAUCAAAGAGAGAGAUCCUGAGAAGAUCACCUUCGCAAAUACCACCGGUCUGUCACGGACAUUUAAAGUUUCAGCUUUUCAUUGCGAGGAUUGA